Messenger RNA from Knipowitschia caucasica, 1284 nucleotides. Lineage: Eukaryota; Metazoa; Chordata; Actinopteri; Gobiiformes; Gobiidae. The record is from the annotation of a GenBank genome assembly.
AUGUGUCCCAGUCUGAACGUCCGCUUUACCUACAGGUAUUCGAUCGACUGGAAGAGCGACUUGGAUAGUUACUUCGACAUCGAUCCGGUGGAAGGGACAAUCUCAACCAAUGAACUUCUGGACCGAGAAAACAUCGCCCAGCACAACAUCUCUGUAGUGGCAACCAAACUCACACUAGUGUUUGGUGUAAAGUUUAUGGUGACGAUAAAGCGGCGUCUGGAGAAGGAGCUAUCUUCAGGACAGUCUCAUAUAGCCGCUGUGCCGCUGAUCUCGCCCUCAGACCCUGACUCCACUUUUCUGCAGAGAGAUGACUGCAGAGUCGUGGCAGAGAUAAACCGCGUGACCUUUAGUUUUGGGCCCAUCAGCGGAGUGAAGGUCGCACACAGGUCAGGCCUGAUCCGGUCCCAGAGGAACCAGGGGGAUCCGGGGAACUUCCCACCUCCACAUGAGCCCCGGACGAACCGCAAAUCCACGGGCACAAUCCAAGGGCACGGUCCAUGGGCUCGGUUCAUGGGCUCGGUCCAUGGGCACGGUCCAAGGGCACGGUCUAUGGGCACGGUCCAAGGGCACGGCCCAAGGGCACGGUCUAUGGGCACGGUCCAAGGGCACGGUCCAUGGGCACGGUCCAUGGGCACGGUCUAUGGGCACGGUCCAAGGGCACGGUCCAUGGGCACGGUCCAUGGGCACGGUCUAUGGGCACGGUCCAAGGGCACGGCCCAAGGGCACGGUCCAUGGGCACGGUCCACGAGCAAGGUCUAUGGGCACAGUCCAUGGGCACGGCCCAAGGGCACAGUCUAUGGGCACAGUCCAUGGGCACGGUCCAAGGGCACGGCCCAAGGGCACAGUCCAUGGGCACAGUCCACGAGCACGGUCCAAGGGCACGGCCCAAGGGCACAGUCCAUGGGCACAGUCCACGAGCACGGUCCAAGGGCACGGCCCAAGGGCACAGUCCAUGGGCACAGUCCACGAGCACGGUCCAAGGGCACGGCCCAAGGGCACAGUCCAUGGGCACAGUCCACGAGCACGGUCCAAGGGCACGGCCCAAGGGCACAGUCCAUGGGCACAGUCCACGAGCACGAUCCAAGGGCACGGCCCAAGGGCACGAUCCACGGCACGGUCCACGGGCACGGUCCACGGGCACGAUCCACGGGCACGGUCCACGGGCACGAUCCACGGGCACAGUCCACGGGCACGAUCCAUGGGCACAGUCUCACAGCUUUGAAAACCUACAGUAAUAGUUCAGGUUGUUUUUCCAGGGAUAUGUUUAGGCCCCGCCCACACUGA